CUGUUCCCUGUUGGCAUUCCUACAGCUAGGCAUCUGGCUUGGGGGUGGUGGGUUGGGCGGGAGUGCUCUUGUUAAAGCCGCACUCUUUGAAGUUGCCUUGCUCAGACUCGACACUUGUUUCCACUGGAAGGACCCUCCCCUGUUCUCUGGACAAGAGGUAACUGAAAAUGUCAGACACCGAGGAAAUCAUUGAGGAAUAUGAAGAGGAGCAGGAAGAGGAAUGUGUGGAAGAAGACCAAGAAGAACCAGCUGAAGACACCAAGGAAGGUGAAAGAGAAACCAUAGCAGAAGAACAUGAGGAGCAUUCUAAAGAACCAGAAGAAGGAGAAUCAAAACCCAGGCCCAAGCAUUUUAUGCCAAACUUGGUGCCUCCUAAAAUCCCUGAUGGCGAGAGAGUGGACUUUGAUGACAUUCACCGCAAGCGAAUGGAGAAGGAUCUGAACGAGCUGCAAGCCCUUAUUGAGGCUCAUUUUGAGAACAGGAAGAAGGAAGAGGAAGAACUGAUAUUCCUGAAGGACAGAAUUGAACAGCGGCGAGCAGAACGAGCUGAGCAGCAACGGAUCCGUAGCGAGAAAGAAAAGGAACGACAGGCCCGUUUGGCUGAAGAGAGAGCCCGGAAAGAAGAAGAGGAGGCUCGAAGGAGAGCUGAAGAGGAUGCCAGGAAGAAAAAGGCUUUCUCUAACAUGCUCCAUUUUGGAGGAUACCUGCUGAAGACAGAGAAGAAAAGUGGGAAAAAACAAACGGAGCGGGAAAAGAAGAAAAAGAUCCUCAGUGAGCGGCGGAAACCUCUGAACAUCGAUCACUUGAAUGAAGAUAAAUUGAGGGAUAAAGCUAAGGAACUGUGGCAGAGCAUUCAUGAUCUUGAAGCUGAGAAAUUUGACUUGCAAGAAAAAUUCAAGCGGCAGAAAUAUGAGAUUAAUGUUCUUCGCAACCGUAUUAGUGACCAUCAGAAGGUGAAAGGUUCAAAGGCUGCCCGUGGAAAGCCGGUGGUUGGUGGCCGAUGGAAGUGAGAUGUGGUCCACACCCAGCCUGGAUAGAAGACAGAAUGGAAGUUUUCUGUUUUGGCCAGAUCUUCACUGAUCCCCCUAACCGGUGUGGCCCAAAGGAAUGCACCAACUCUUCUAGUUUAUUCAGAGCAAGCCACCUUUCCAAGGCCUCACUCUGUAGAAUGUCUGUAGCUGUGUGUGCAGCACUGUCACCGCAUGGAACACACUGCUGUGUGGAGACGACUGUGUCACCAAUCUUAAGAAUAUUGUUGUGUCUGUAAAUAAAGGCCAGUCCUGCAA
This is a messenger RNA of Gekko japonicus, 1286 nucleotides long. RefSeq names its product troponin T type 2 (cardiac) (gene TNNT2). Gene Ontology annotation, cellular component: troponin complex. The record is from RefSeq and is a predicted model, not a curated record. Gene Ontology annotation, molecular function: troponin C binding; troponin I binding; tropomyosin binding. Gene Ontology annotation, biological process: sarcomere organization; cardiac muscle contraction; regulation of muscle contraction. Lineage: Eukaryota; Metazoa; Chordata; Lepidosauria; Squamata; Gekkonidae. The coding region runs from base 168 to 1010 and encodes 280 amino acids. The transcript is spliced from 16 exons.